AUGGUGUCACUCAAGUUCACUCUGUCCCCCGAGGCAUCCGUCAAGAUUCAUGAUGCCUUGUUGUGUCUAACCAAGUUCAGUGAGUCGGUCUCAAUCGAGGCGCGUCAAGACAAGCUGUCUCUUACCGCGUUGAACUCUUCCAAGUCCGCCUACGCUUCAGUGUCACUUGAGGCAAGCCGAUUCUUCUCCAGUUACAGUUGUGUCCCAAGCCAAGGCAGUACUGAGGGGCGCUUCACCUGCCGCUUGUACAACAAAGCGCUGCUAUCGGUCUUCAAGGGGCGUGUCGCCGAUGCGCGAGGGCGGGAGUCUGCUAUUGACAGGUGCGAGGUCAGCGUGCAGGAGCGUCCGGAUGAAGCCGAGUGUCGCCUUGUGGUGAAGAUGGUGCACAAUCAAGGUGUGACGAAGACCUACAAGCUGACUUACGAGUCUGUUGAAGUAAUGCAUGCGCUGUUCGACAAGAACAUGGCGCAAAACCGGUGGAAAAUCCACUCGGGAUGUCUCAAGGAGUACAUCGAGUAUUUUGGGCCAAAAACGGAGCAACUGGACAUCUACUCAGAGGACGGCCGAGUCACAUUCAUGAGCUUCACCGAGAAGAUCUCAGACGGCAAAAAUAUACUGAAGCACCCUCUACAGACAGCUGUCUCAGCCAGCACAGCAGACUUUGAAGAAUUCAGCGCCCAAGAAAAGCUACAUAUCGUAAUCAGCGUCAAAGACUUCAAGGCCAUCGUCACACAUGCUGAUAAUCUCCGGGCCGAAAUAAGCGCCUGCUAUUCUCAACCUACUCGGCCGCUGCAGUUCUCCUACGGCGGUGAGGGCAUGCACUGCGAGUUUACUUUGAUGACGGCCGGGGACUAUAGAGGCACUCCUGCACCAGCUCCAAGCCAUGCAGUUGCUAGCAGAUCGAUUUCAAGAGCACAGUCGACGGCAAGCGCACGAACUGACAAUCAUCCGGCACCAGUUGAAAUGCCGCCUCCGUCGGAAGCAGGAUCGAGAGUCUCAACUCACAGGAACAAAGUCCCAGGAUCCACCAGGCCGCCCGCUUCAUCAAAUCUGCAGCGGCUGCAGUCUGAUCCGGAACCGCUUUUCGUUCCCUUGGAAGAGGAAGACCGUCGUUGGGAUCCAGCAGUCUUUAGGGACGAGGAGGAAACCCUUGGGUGGGAUGCCAGCGCGGACAACGAUAACGCCCCUCAUCACAUUUUCCGCGACACGGCUCCAGCAGCCAGAUCUGCAACUGACGAUAAUACGGAGGGUCUAGCGCCAACGCAGAGGGUCUCUCAGAUCCGAGGACUGUGGUAG
This is a messenger RNA of Coniosporium apollinis CBS 100218, 1296 nucleotides long. RefSeq lists its product as uncharacterized. Gene Ontology annotation, biological process: cellular response to ionizing radiation; DNA repair; mitotic intra-S DNA damage checkpoint signaling. The coding region runs from base 1 to 1296 and encodes 431 amino acids. NCBI's taxonomy places the organism in Eukaryota, Fungi, Ascomycota, Dothideomycetes. The transcript is spliced from 7 exons. Gene Ontology annotation, cellular component: checkpoint clamp complex. The record is from RefSeq and is a predicted model, not a curated record.